Molecule: messenger RNA, 2088 nt
Organism: Metarhizium brunneum ARSEF 3297
Lineage: Eukaryota; Fungi; Ascomycota; Sordariomycetes; Hypocreales; Clavicipitaceae
Gene: MNS1
Product: Mannosyl-oligosaccharide 1,2-alpha-mannosidase
Biological process (GO): mannose trimming involved in glycoprotein ERAD pathway; carbohydrate metabolic process
Cellular component (GO): endoplasmic reticulum; membrane
Molecular function (GO): mannosyl-oligosaccharide 1,2-alpha-mannosidase activity; calcium ion binding
Source: RefSeq, a predicted model, not a curated record
AUGAUCCGCGAUCCAUUUAACAUCCACCGCAAGAACGCCUUCAAAGCCACAGCCUUCCAGACAGUCCAACACAUCACAACAACAGCAGCGCAUGUCGGCGCUGCGGCCCUCGACAUGUCCUUCCAUAUCCCAAAGAAUGUUCCCAACUUUGGAGCGCCGCAUCGAGACCUAGAGGACAGAGCCUGGGUAGCGCUAUCUCGAGGCAACGGGGAUGCGUCGCAUGGUUUUAUAAACGGCGUCCAGAGGAAGGUGUCACAUUACUUCGAGGACGAUUCGUUGCCAAUGUAUAAAGAUAAGCCGUACGGGCACGGGAGGAAGCGAUGGUGGCGAAGAAAACGAGUACUAAGCACAAUUGCGCUUGCUUCGUUGACGUUUCUCUGGUUGACUGGAUUCUUUCGCGGCAAUGACGAGAAGCGGUCCUCGACGUCGACAUCUACAUGGACAUGGUUGGGAAUGUCCAGGAUCAACAAGGCUGCUAAUUGGGACGCAAGACGGCAGAGUGUUGUCGAAGCGUUCGAGUUAAGCUGGGAUACGUAUUCGCGCUAUGCUUGGGGCUACGACGAGUAUCACCCGAUUUCGAAAACUGGGAAGAAUAUGGCCUCCAAAGGAUUGGGUUGGAUUAUAGUUGAUUCACUGGACACGAUGAUGUUGAUGAACUUGACAUCCCGAGUAGAACAUGCUCGCGAAUGGCUGUCGAAUUCAUUGACUUGGGACCAAGACCAGGAUGUUAAUACGUUUGAAACUACGAUUCGCAUGCUCGGCGGUCUCUUAUCCGCUCACUAUAUUUCCAACGAAUACCCUAAUCUGGCACCUGUGAAGGAUGACGACCACGGGAAGCCGGGCGAGGAUCUCUACUUGGAAAAAGCCAAAGAUUUGGCCGACCGACUGAUGGCUGCAUUCGAAUCCGAAUCUGGUGUUCCUUAUGCUAGUGUAAACCUUGGCAAGAUGCAAGGCCUUCCCUCGCAUGCAGAUGGCGGCGCCUCUUCCACUGCUGAAGCAACCACUGUUCAACUCGAAUUUAAAUACCUUGCAAAGCUGACUGGCGAAACUAACUUCUGGGAAAAGGCUGAGAAGGUUAUGGAAGUUGUUGACGAUAACAACCCCAAUGCUGGCCUGGUCCCUAUCUACAUCUACGCCACGACUGGAGAAUUCCGAGGCUCGAAUAUUCGCCUGGGAAGCCGGGGUGAUUCGUACUAUGAGUACCUGAUCAAGCAGUACCUUCAGACGAACAAGCAGGAACCUGUGUACGAACAAAUGUGGGACGAAGCUCUCGAAGGUGUUCGCAAGCACCUCAUCACGUACACGGAACCGACUGGCUAUACCAUCAUUGGGGAACGACCAAGUGGAUUGGACGGCUACCUGUCACCCAAGAUGGACCACCUUGUAUGCUUUAUGCCUGGAACUAUAGCCCUAGGUGCUACCGGGGGACUUACGGAAGCGGAGGCGCGCAAGCUUCCUUCCUGGAAUAAGAAGAAGGAAGACGAAAUGAGACUCGCUCGGGAGUUGAUGCAGACCUGCUGGGGCAUGUAUAAGGCCAUGGCCACCGGACUGGCGGCGGAGAUUACAUACUUCAAAAUCGCGGAUCCGCCCCUGCCAGAAUCGGCACCACAUCACCCGCCAGCCGAGUUCGACCCUGACCCUCAAGCCACCUGGCGACAAGAUUUCCAAGUCCAGCCGAACGACGUACACAAUUUGCAACGACCAGAGACUGUGGAGAGCUUGUUUUACAUGUGGAGAAUCACGGGCGAUGUCAGAUACCGUGAAUGGGGGUGGGAGAUGUUCGAGUCGUUUGUCAACUACACAGCUGUUGAGAACGAGGGCGGCUUUACAAGUUUGAGCAAUGCCAAUACGAUUCCACCCGUGACAAAGGAUAAUAUGGAAAGUUUCUGGCUGGCUGAAACCUUGAAAUACCUGUACCUCUUAUUCUCGCCGAACGACUUGUUACCCCUGGACAAGGUCGUCAUCAACACCGAGGCACAUCCGUUCCCUCGAUUCGACUUGGGCAGGCUCUUCUCAACUGGAUGGAAGCGCAAACCUCGGGAUGCCAAUGGGAACAUUAUUGGAAAGACGGGGACUGUAUCUUCAUAA